GCCUGGGCGGCUAUGAGAGUCAAAAACAAGGCUAACCGAGGGAAGGAGGGAGUACAUGCUCAGGGAAACCGAAACCACUAUCUCCACAAGGCAGUUAAUGAGGAGAAACUGAAGCGGCCGCUCUCACACAUGCAGGCGUGGGAGAUCGCCCAUACGCGGAAGGACCCCAAGCCUGGCGAGCCCAAGUACUACGGCAAGAAGACCGCGGGGAGGAAGAAGGCCUACUCCGAAGGGUAUCUGGCGUUACAUCCUGACACACCUGACCCCAUUGCGGCGGAUCUGGACGAAAGGGUGGUGGUGGGCAUGGGGCCGAAGGAGCACGGUCGGGAGGCGGUUCUCGAUGCUGUGGUCACUCCGUCUAUCUCCUACACACAGCUCCGUCGGAUCGACCCGACCCUGAGCCAGCGCACGAGCACGCGCAUGAGCAGUGCACCGUCACUGUCCCUCUUUCAGGAGCAGCAAACUGUAAGUAUUUUCCCUUUUAUCUUCAUUGUUCCCUUUAUUUUCCGCAUUUAG
This is a messenger RNA of Aegilops tauschii subsp. strangulata, 516 nucleotides long. The record is from RefSeq and is a predicted model, not a curated record. Lineage: Eukaryota; Viridiplantae; Streptophyta; Magnoliopsida; Poales; Poaceae.